AUACCACAAGUACAGUAAAAGAUGGGGAAUGAAAUAGAUUUCAGCGUGUUCAUGCCAUGCGUCUUGUGCCAUGUUCUGGGAGAUGUAAGAAGUUGACAGUGAUCUUGGCGAUCGUAUGUUCUUGUCUACCUCUACGAAUGUUGCCACUUGGGUUCUACACAAGUAAGCCAAAUUUACACCGUACACCGAGGUAUCCCAGGGUAUCUAAACCAUUCAGACUACCUCUACUCACAAAACCUCACAAAACACCAGACAUCUCGCAAGUAAACAAACCAAAAGCACAUCUCAUAAAAUAACAACCAAAAACUCCAAACGCCUCUUCGACAUUGCAUCUCUCAUCAA
Molecule: messenger RNA, 342 nt
Organism: Neurospora tetraspora
Lineage: Eukaryota; Fungi; Ascomycota; Sordariomycetes; Sordariales; Sordariaceae
Exons: 1
Source: RefSeq, a predicted model, not a curated record